Rotaria socialis is the source of this 678-nucleotide messenger RNA. The record is from the annotation of a GenBank genome assembly. Lineage: Eukaryota; Metazoa; Rotifera; Eurotatoria; Philodinida; Philodinidae.
AUGUAUAAAGCAUUUACAUCACUUUGGUUUAAGCCAUCGUCAAAGAAAGGCCAACUGUCAUCAGAUUUAUCAAUCGAUGAAGACAGUUGGGUAUUUGUUACUGAAUCGGCACCACCAACAAUAAAACAUAAUCAUUUAAUGACUAAUAGUUGGAUAGAACCAAUACCUUCACAGAAAACCGAUGAAUCGACAGCGAAUGUACAUCAUUUUAAUCCAAUUGAGAAUUUACUUAUUGAACAUGCGAGUAUGAGUGUUUAUGAACAAAUAGCUUCAAAAACGCGAACUAGACGUCCACGAAAAUUUGUUUACGAUGAUGAACAAGUCGAAGAAGGAGACGAAGACGAAGAAGAUGAUGACGAUCAUGAUGGUAGAAUUUCAGUAAAUCGUCAUCAUCCAAAUUUAACUUCAGUUCAUCAUCGAAAUAUGAAUAUAUCUUCAAAUUCAUUUACAACAACUCUCGAAUCAUCAACAUUAUCUUUGGCGGCUCAUCAUCGUCAUUUGCAACGUUUACAUCAACGACGUAAACGAACAAAUAAAUCAGCAUCGAAAUUAGCUGUGCCAAAUACGGUUGAUGAACAACCGAAACAAGAAUUCAAUGAAAAUGUUGAAUUGAAACCAUUAAAUUAUACAAAUACAGCUAAAAUCUUUCUUCAACCACCGUCUCAUACGAAUAAUUAA